AUGGAGGGCGGGGGCGGCUGGGCGGCCGCGGCCGCCGAUGCGGAUGCCGCCGCCGCCGCCGCCAGCGACGCGGCAGCGGCGUCCUGGGCCGACGCGGCGGCCCAAGCGGCCGAGGCGCUAGCUGGCGGCGGCUGGGCAGCGCUGGCCGCGGACGCUGCGGCCGUGGCCGACGACGGCCUCGAGGCGGCGCCGCUGGCCCCCGCCGACGGCGGCGACGAGGGCGGGCCGCCGCCCCCUCAGCGCGACGUCUACGGCCACGGGCUGGACGUCGAGGAGCUGAAGGCGCCCGCUGCGGCGACGGGCGCCCGCCGCAAGGCAACCUGGCUGCCGCUGGCGCCGCUUCGCAAGAAGCUGAAGGGCGCGGAGGUGCUGCCUGCAGGUGGAGCAGGGCCUGCGGCGCUCCCCGCGGUGGCCAUCGCGGCGGCAGCCGCCGCGGCAGCGGACGUGGACGAGGAGGCGGCGGCGUUGUUCGGGGACUGGACCGACGACGGCGACGCCGUCGAGCCCGCGCCCGAGGAGGACGCGCAGAUCGUCCCGUUCGACGCCGCCGAGCCCAUGCCCGACGGCAUCGGGGCUCGGCGCGAUGCCGACGAUGCCGACGAUGCUGGCCAUCGGCAUGGCGUCGUUGCGACCAUCGUGGGGCAGAUGGCCGCGAUCAUGCGCUCGAAGAUGACGCACCGUGCCGUCGAGGUCGAGUGCCCGAAGCAGCGUGGCAUGCUGAACUAUUGGCUUUACCUGAAGGGCAGCACGCUUCCCUUCUCGCAGGAGUGCGCCUUGCUGAAGGGUCGGGGCUGCCACCUCAUGGCCAAGCAGUUGUGCGAGGGCGUGCAGUCUCGCGGUGGGCGGCUCAUCAGCUGGACCGAGUGCUUGCGCUACGACGAGACGCCGAUGCACAUGCGGCUGAGCGGUCAAGUCGGCACGGUGGUUCUCAGCAGUAGCUGCAAGAGUGCACACGUGGCCAAGAUCCUGAACACGGAGCGGGUCUACGCCAUGCUGGUUUGGUUCCUUGAGGUCGGGUACUACGGGGUGCGGAUUCCGUUGGAGACGCCAGUCCAGUCGGUGAGCAGGACAACUGGCGAGGUGCUCGGCGACGCCAUCAUGGCCAGCCAGCCGCCGAUGAAGGAGGUGCCUGAGAUGUUCGAUCGACGUCAGCGGCUGGUGUGCACCGACGGCGCGAGCGGCAUCUCGCGGCUGGAGCGCAACUUGGAGCGCGUGAGCGACGGCAGCAGCAGCACUCUCAGAACGAAGUGCGAGGUGCACAUGGUCCACAAGUGGUUCAAGAGCUGCUUCCACCAUGUGGCGUGCGACACCAGCUGCAUGGUCAACGCGGCGAAGGCGCUGCGAUGGCAUGACGGCAUGCGGUCGUUCAGGGCGACCCUCAGGAACGUCGUCGAGAGCUCGCUGGUGCACUAUCCCGACGAGAAGCCGUCGGCCGUGAACACCGCCUACAGCACCAAGGUCUUGGACUUGUUCAUGGCGGAGAAGUCGGCGCGCAACCGCAUUCGGCGGUGCGUGAUCCUCUCGUUGGCGAGCGGCGACUG
Messenger RNA from Prorocentrum cordatum, 1541 nucleotides. The record is from the annotation of a GenBank genome assembly. Lineage: Eukaryota; Dinophyceae; Prorocentrales; Prorocentraceae.